Molecule: messenger RNA, 930 nt
Organism: Pseudopodoces humilis (Tibetan ground-tit)
Lineage: Eukaryota; Metazoa; Chordata; Aves; Passeriformes; Paridae
Source: RefSeq, a predicted model, not a curated record
UCCUGCACCACCAAUCCCCCUGUAGUUCUGGGUGCCCACGGCAUGGGGCUCUCCCCAGGGCUUGCCCUGGCCCCAUGGGUGCUGCCCCAAGUUGGGACCCAUGUAAUGGGGGGUAUUUCAGCCUGACCCAGUGUGUGCUGCAGUUCAAUGGCUCCUUCCACCCCCCCCAUCACUCUGAUGUGGCAGCACCUGCUGUCCCCCCACAUUGCCACUGUCCCCUGCAAGCACCCUUGGGUGCAGCAAAGGGAAGGUCUUUCCACCCUGGCUGUGGCUUCCCCUCCUAAUGCCUUAAUCCGCCCCUGAUCCGCGGUGCCCCUGGGGCUGGUCCCACUGACCUUGCAGGCACUGGGACCUGGUGGGCACCCUGGGGCAAGAUCUGUCGCCACCACCCACCCGCCAUGGCCUCCUUCUUCACGGCUGCCCUGAAGAGCUUCCAGAGGGGGAAGGACGAGUCACCCAAGGGGGCCCCCAAGGAUGACAAGGCAGCUGCACUGCCCAACGGUGUGGCUCGCGAGGAGUUUGAGGAGUACCAGCGGCAGCUGCUGGAGGAGAAGAUCGAGCGGGAUAAGGUGUUUGCACAGAGGAAGGCAGAACGGGCCACGGUGCGGAUGCACCUGCGGGACAAGUACCACCUGGCCCAGGACGAGCGGGACGACGCCCAGGUGCGCGUGGCCGGAGGUGCGGUGGAGCUGCCACAGGACCUGGCAGCCGUGGUGCACAGCGAGGAGGAGGAGGAGGAGGAGGAUGGCAGCGCCGGGGCCUUUGCCUUCCUGGCGAAGCUGCGGGAGGUGGAGCUGCCGGCGCUGCGGGGGCGAGCGCUGGGCGGAGCGGAGCAGGUGAAGGAAAGCGAGGUCUAAUCUUCCUGAGUCGCCUGUCCCCGAGGACUAAGCUCGCUGAACCCGUGUGAAAUGUUCGGCCGGCGCUGGCCCC